CUUCCUUCCUCUUCCUCUGCAAGAAGCCAAAUACAAUUUAGAAGCGCCCUUCCUCCUCUCCCCCAUCCGUACCCAAUCUAAUCGACACCCGGCCGAGAUGGGCCGCAAGUUCUUCGUUGGUGGCAACUGGAAAUGCAAUGGAACCACAGAUCAGGUUGAGAAGAUUGUCAAAACCCUGAAUGAAGGAAAUGUUCCCUCUUCAGAUGUUGUUGAGGUCGUUGUCAGUCCUCCUUAUGUGUUCCUCCCGGUGGUCAAGAGCCAGCUGCGCCAAGAGUUCCAAGUUGCUGCUCAGAACUGCUGGGUGAAGAAGGGAGGUGCAUUCACCGGUGAAAUUAGUGCUGAGAUGCUCGUCAACCUUGGCGUUCCCUGGGUCAUUCUUGGACACUCUGAAAGGAGAGCUCUGCUGGGAGAAUCAAAUGAGUUUGUUGGAGACAAGGUUGCUUUUGCUCUGUCUCAGGGACUAAAGGUCAUUGCAUGUGUUGGUGAGACCCUUGAGGAGAGGGAGGCUGGUUCAACCAUGGAUGUUGUUGCUGCACAAACAAAAGCAAUUGCUGAGAAGAUCAAGGACUGGAGCAACGUUGUUCUUGCCUAUGAACCAGUCUGGGCUAUUGGAACUGGCAAAGUCGCCACCCCAGCUCAGGCUCAGGAAGUGCACGCCUCCCUGAGGGAUUGGGUAAAGAUCAAUGUCAGCCCUGAGGUCUCUGAAUCUACAAGGAUCAUCUAUGGAGGUUCAGUAACUGCUGCGAACUGCAAAGAGCUGGCAGCACAGCCUGAUGUCGAUGGUUUCCUUGUGGGCGGUGCUUCUUUGAAGCCCGAGUUCAUCGACAUCAUCAACGCCGCCGCCGUGUGAAGUCCGCUGAAGAUGUUCCAACCCUUCACCCUGUUGCGGUGAUGUGCUGAAGACAGAUCAGACUAUUUUUUUGUUUAACCGUGCAGUGCUAUGUAAGCUACUAACUUUGCGCUGGUGCGGAUGCUGAUUUCCCUCCCCCUAGCUUUUUGUGAGGCUACUCUACAGCUUGAUUCAGCUUGCUAAUAAUGUUUGCCUCUGGAC
Messenger RNA from Zea mays, 1051 nucleotides. RefSeq lists its product as uncharacterized. Lineage: Eukaryota; Viridiplantae; Streptophyta; Magnoliopsida; Poales; Poaceae. Gene Ontology annotation, molecular function: triose-phosphate isomerase activity. Gene Ontology annotation, biological process: glycerol catabolic process; glyceraldehyde-3-phosphate biosynthetic process; glycolytic process. Gene Ontology annotation, cellular component: cytosol. The record is from RefSeq and is marked provisional.